Molecule: messenger RNA, 1366 nt
Organism: Saccostrea cuccullata (small rock oyster)
Lineage: Eukaryota; Metazoa; Mollusca; Bivalvia; Ostreida; Ostreidae
Product: CDGSH iron-sulfur domain-containing protein 3, mitochondrial-like
Exons: 3
Coding region: 27-467 (146 amino acids)
Cellular component (GO): mitochondrion
Molecular function (GO): 2 iron, 2 sulfur cluster binding
Source: RefSeq, a predicted model, not a curated record
GAAAGAUUCACUGCAGAACUAUAACAAUGGCGCUCUCCAUCAAAAAUUUGCUGCCCUUGAAAAACUUUUUGUGUUUUCGCCGAUCUUACACGUGUUUAAUGGUGGUCCGCCAUAAAUAUUUCUUCAAGGGACAUAAUCCAGAGAGUGCCGUCCUGAAGGAGUAUUACAAUGAAGUGGCAAAGAACACAGGGAAAGUUUACGACAAAAAACCUGCUAAGAUUGUCCUCAAGCCUGGAAAGAAAUACCACUGGUGUUCAUGUGGUUAUGGACACUCACAGCCUCUCUGUGAUGGGACACACAAGACACUGGCACAAAGGAAAUGGACGAAGGUGAAAUUUCAGCCCAAAGUUUUUGAAGUGGAGGAGGAGAAAACCUACUUCCUCUGCAACUGUAAACAAACCAAGAAUCCACCGUUUUGUGAUGGAACACACAGAGACAAAGAAAUACAGGAUAAAAUAAAAGGCUGAUUGUGUAUUAAUAAAAAGCAAGCAGACAAAAAACAAUUGGCCAUUUUUGGUCAGCAAAACAAAAACGAAGUGCGAUUCAGUCAGGCAUGUCCCAAUGUGUUAUUAUUUUAUAAUGACUAUGUUUUAUAAAUUAUAGACUGCAUGACAAUGUUUAAAAAUAUUUAAGUGCAAGUAAAAGUCAUAAAUCUGUACAAAAUAAUUUGCAACUAAUACUGAAAAGUUUUGGAGGACUUUUUCUUCUUUACAUUUUGAAAAAAAAUGUAUUGUGGGCAUUCAGUAUUGAUAUUGAUGUGAAGAGGUGAACUGAUUCAUUGAGAGUUGCUUUUUUUAAAAUUUCAAAUAGUUUACCAAUUAUGAUUUAUGAAAUUGCAAAUUCUGAUUAUCAAUUUAAUAUUAUUGUAUUAUUUAUUUUUUUUUUUCUAAUUUCUAAUAGCAGAUUAUCAUUAAGGUUCAUAAACCCUCUGCUCACUAAAUGAAAAUUUUCUUUAACUUUUAUGAUUUUCCAAAGGAAAUGUAUAUGCUGAAUAAAAUACAAACAAUUAUAGCAUGGUUUGCGGGACAAAAUUUGACAAAAAAAGGUACUUCAACUUGACAAAUUCAUAAGGGAAUAAUAGACAUUUGUGUCAUUAAGAGUUAUCUCUCUUAGCAGAGUAUCAAUGUACCUUAAUAAUUUUGCAAGAUAGAUUUACACCAAUCAUUUAAAGUUUUUGGUCUUUGGUUAUUUUUCUUAUGUAAAAUUGAGGCUAAAUAUUUGUCAUGUGAAGAUCAUAACUGAAAAAAGGCACUCAAAGUUUGUAAGGAAAAUACGAUAAAGACAGAUGCAAUAUAUGUUAGUCUGUUGUUUAUAAUAUUAACACAUAAUGCUAUAUGUAAUAGCUGCCAGUAAAUGUUAUACAUUG